GAAUAUUAAUUACAGUUUACAUACAUCUUCACUUAUUGACGGACCAUGUUAUAUAAUUGAAUUUCACAAAAAGCACUUCCGUAUAUAUUGAUCUUUGAUAAAGAACAAAAAAAAAAAAAAAGACAAAGUUCAUAUACACUGCAAACAGAGGUUGGAAUAACAAUAUUGGCUCUCUCCUGGGCGGGCACACUAGCGUUAGUUUCAAUUCAACCAGAAAAUUUCAUGCGCUUCUCUACCAUCUUCCGCAACCACACAAUCCAAUCCUCCAAUCGCCUGAGGAGCCCCGUCAAGCUACUUCACUCUCUGCCCCGACCAAGACCUAGAAACCCCUCCGACACCAAGCGAUUCUGCCAAAAACCAAAACUUGCGAAAACACAGACCCCCCCAGAGGACCCCAGGGUUUACACAAGAGACGUCGUAUCCAACAUCUAUAACAUCCUCAAGUACUCCACUUGGGAAUCAGCUCGAGAACAGCUCCCACAUCUGGGUCUCAGAUGGGAUUCUCACAUUAUCAACCGUGUCUUGAAAGCACACCCUCCGAUGCAGAAAGCUUGGCUCUUUUUCAACUGGGCUUCCCAGAUCAAGGGUUUCAAACACGAUCACUUCACUUACACCACCAUGCUCGAUAUCUUCGGUGAAGCCGGUCGGAUCCAAUCCAUGUUCUCCGUCUUCCACCUUAUGAAGGAGAAGGGUCUGUUGAUCGAUACGGUUACUUAUACAUCGCUUAUUCACUGGGUUUCAAGUUCCGGCGACGUCGACGGAGCUAUGAGGCUUUGGGAGGAGAUGAGAGAUCAUGGGUGCGAACCUACCGUCGUGUCUUACACAGCUUACAUGAAGAUUCUUUUCGCCGAUGGGAAGGUGGAAGAAGCCACGGAGGUCUAUAAGGACAUGUUACGGUCGCGAGUUUCUCCCAAUUGUCACACUUAUACUGUAUUGAUGGAGUUUCUUGUCAGCACAGGGAAAUGUGAGGAAGCCUUGGACAUUUUCUUUAAAAUGCAAGAGAUUGGGGUGCAGCCAGAUAAAGCAGCUUGCAAUAUUCUGAUUGGAAAAGCUUGUAAAUUUGGGGAAACAUCAUUCAUGGCUCGAAUUCUUCUAUACAUGAAACACAAUGGGAUUGUACUUCGUUACCCUAUCUUUCUUGAAGCUUGGGAGACCCUGAAAGCCGCAGGCGAAAGUGAUGAUCUGUUACGAGAUGUCAACUCGCAUAUUUCCGCUGAAUCUUUGUGCUCCAAUGACAUUGAUGAGACUCCAACAGCCGAAGUUGAUGACACUAAGAGUUCAGAUGAUAUUAGAGUUAUCAGCUCCGUUCUCUUGAUGAAGCAGAAUCUGGUUGCAGUUGAUAUUAUACUUAACCAGAUGAGAGAUAGGAACAUAAAGUUGGAUUCUUUUGUUGUUUCAGCUAUCGUAGAAACAAACUGUGGCCGUUGUAGAACUGAGGGGGCUUCGUUGGCUCUUGAUUACAGCUCGGAAAUGGGUAUUCAUCUCGAGAAGUCAGCAUAUCUUGCGUUAAUUGGUCAUUUUCUGAGAGUAAUCGAACUUCCUAAAGUGAUUGAAGUGGUCAAGGAGAUGCUGAAAGCGCAACACUCCCUCGGUGUGUACCAAGGAGCAAUGUUGAUCCACAGGCUCGGGUUUGGGAGAAGACCUCGCUUAGCCGCAGAGGUUUUCGACUUACUUCCGGAUGAUCAAAAGGGCGUAGCUGCUUACACCGCGCUGAUGGAUGUUUAUAUCUCAGCAGGGAGUCCAGAGAAAGCAAUGAAGAUAUUAGGAGAGAUGAGAGAGCGAGAGAUAAUGCCUUCCUUGGGGACAUACAAUGUUCUACUGUCUGGUCUUGAGAAAACCAGUGAUUUCCAGAGAGAAGCAGCGUUGUUGAGGAAGGAGAAGAAGAGUCUUGCUGCUUCUGCACGUUUCCGGGGAAAUGUUCAUGUUGAAGACGAGAUAUGUGAUCUUCUGUUUGCUACAAAUCUGUAAUUUUGAUUUCAGGACAGACAUUUCUGAUAGAUUGAUUAGCGGCACAAUUGAGUACGGACGCCGGAGAAGAGAGAUGGCGAGAUCGUGCUCUAUCUGGACG
Messenger RNA from Camelina sativa (false flax), 2068 nucleotides. The record is from RefSeq and is a predicted model, not a curated record. NCBI's taxonomy places the organism in Eukaryota, Viridiplantae, Streptophyta, Magnoliopsida, Brassicales, Brassicaceae.